Messenger RNA from Arachis stenosperma, 657 nucleotides. Its product is annotated as glutathione S-transferase 1-like. The coding region runs from base 1 to 657 and encodes 218 amino acids. Gene Ontology annotation, molecular function: glutathione transferase activity; maleylacetoacetate isomerase activity. NCBI's taxonomy places the organism in Eukaryota, Viridiplantae, Streptophyta, Magnoliopsida, Fabales, Fabaceae. The record is from RefSeq and is a predicted model, not a curated record. The transcript has 8 exons. Gene Ontology annotation, biological process: L-phenylalanine catabolic process; glutathione metabolic process.
AUGUGUCAACAGUUCCUCAAGUUGAAUCCUCUUGCUUUAAUUCCUAUUCUGGUGGAUGGCGAUUUUGUUCUUGCUAAAUCCUUAGCCAUUAUUAUGUAUUUGGACGAUAAGUAUCCUCAAUACCCUUUGCUGCCUCAUGACGUUCCCAAAAAAGCACUCAAUUUUCAGGUUGCACAUAUUGUUUUGCAGAAUAACAUCAUUGAGAAAAAGGUUGGCCCUCAUGAAAAACUUCCUUGGGCACAAAGUGUCAUUAGAAAGGGCUUCACAGCACUUGAAAAGCUACUGAAAGAUCAUGCAGGGAGAUAUGCCACUGGAGAUGAAAUUUUUCUGUGCAAGAUCACUUGGAGGAUUUUAAUUGGUGUUGCCGUGGAAAAUGUAAUCCGACAGCCCAUUCCAGAGGUGAGUAACUGUUACAGUUGUUUGGUAAAUAAUGCUGGGAUUGGUUUGGGUGAUAAAUAUCCUAUUGGCAGUAAAGUACAAGCUGUUUGGAGUGAAGAUAGAAGUGCAAGUAUUUUUGCAGCAGCCUCGCUAGGAAUGAACAAGGGAAUGAACACUGAUACAAUUGUUAAGGCUAAGAGUUUUUUUGAUGGUGACGAAGAUCAACAUAAAAAAGAUGUGUUUGAGAAGAAUUUGAAGGCACUUCAGAAGAUUUUUUAG